Anopheles aquasalis is the source of this 1905-nucleotide messenger RNA. Its product is annotated as protein ILRUN. Gene Ontology annotation, biological process: macroautophagy. Gene Ontology annotation, cellular component: phagophore assembly site. Gene Ontology annotation, molecular function: ubiquitin binding. The record is from RefSeq and is a predicted model, not a curated record. NCBI's taxonomy places the organism in Eukaryota, Metazoa, Arthropoda, Insecta, Diptera, Culicidae.
CGUUCGCCGAGUGGAGCAGGAUUUACCGCUCUAGUUUCUAGUUAUUGUAGGGUAAUUAAUUGUUGUAGAUGUCCGUAUUCGUUUCAAAACUAAAGACUGAAGCGCGCCACUAGCGAAUACAUCACCGGAAAAUCGUCCCCGUUAUUUAGUAGUUAAACUUGCAGUGCAGCUCCCUACAAUGGAUCAAGACGACAACGAGGAUACACCCGCAGCCUACGAGCCGGACUCGGCUGAUAUGGAUUUGCUACGAUUGCUCGGUCCAUUUAGCUCUAUGAUCACAACCGAUAAAGAUGAGCUGAUUAGACAGCUUCAGACGAUUGGAGCGAAUAUGAACCAAGCAACAGCUACUUUCUUCUUAGAAAUGUCCAAUUGGAAUCUGCAGGCUGCCGUUGGAUACUAUUUCGACACCCUUGGCCACGCAGGAAUGCCAUCGAUGAAAUUCCUCAAUGACGGUACUGUUGGAAAAGGGGAAAAAAUAACGCCAAACACCGAAUUUCAGCUGAAAUUUCUGGUGCAGAACAAUGGAGAUAUGGCAUGGAUUAGCGGAACAUACAUGUGUCUAAAGACCCCAGCAGACACACAGGCGCAAGCGACGAGUGCCCUCAACAAAAAAUUCUACGUGCCUUCGAUAGCCACUAAUGAAUCGGUACUCGUGACAGUACAAACGGUUAGCCCAGGACUAGAGGGGCAAUAUGUGACCCAUUGGGCCAUGUAUACACCUAACGGGUUUGAGUUUGGAGAGACCAUCGUAGUAGGAAUCGAAGUAUGUAAUACAGGAACGAUGGCAAUCACCCAGGCCCGCACCGGUGGAUUCAUUGGUCCUGUAGAAUAUGGCGGUACCAUCGAUGACGAUAAUCCUACUGCAGGUGGUGGAUCCGAUAAUCGCAUUGCUGAUGGUGCCAAUGUCGGAGAGGAUGGUCGUGUUGAAGAUGGUGGGACCAUCGAAGACGUUGAUAUGUGGGAUUAGUUUAACCUCAUCAGUUUUUUCCUUAUAUAAUAGCGGACAUGGACAUGUAGAGGAAAGAGUAAUCACUUAAUUUUCUCUCAAUUUCAAUUUCAUUUCCAUCUCCUGUUCCAUGUCCAUGUUUCUUUUAUCAACAAAUUCGUUACAUACUAGCCGCCGUGAACGAUGCAGAAGAAGGAGCAAUCACUUGAUUCUCUGACAAUUUCAAUUUAAUUUCCAUCUCUUUUCUUUUGUCAACAAAUUCGUUAUAUACUAGCCGCCGUGGCCGAUGCAGAAGAAGGAGCAAUCACUAAAUUAUCCCUCAAUUUCAAUUUCAAUUUAAAUUCCAUCUCCUUUCGUUUGUCAACAAAUUCGUUACAUACUAGCCGCCGUGGCCGAUGCAGAAGAAGGAGUAAUCACUUAAUUCUCUCGCAAUUUCAAUUUCAUUUCCAUCUCCUUUCUUUUGCCAAUAAAUUCGUUCUAAUUGUUCAUUAAAAAAUAACAACACCGACAAUUGUUUUUCCCUCAUACCAGGAGUUGAACUGAAAUACAGUAGCUUGCCAAAAUGUGCCUCCGAUUGCGCAUGCUACUUUUGUGCGCGAGUGGACCUUGUACGGUAUAAUCAGUACCAAUGGUUUCGAGCUUCGAAGCUGAACGAGUUACUUAACCGGGGGGUCGUGACUGAUUAAAACUAGGUUAAUAUAGCUCACUGUUUUCAUAGAAAAUGAGCCAAACGAGAGUUUAAGGAGUCGUUGUUAACUAGUACAGAAAAGGUCUUUAUUAGUUACGGAACGCGUUAAGGGAAUCGACAGCAGUGCAUUACUAUUCCGUACCACUAAACUCUAUCUGUCAUUAUCGAUGUACCUAGAGUCUAGGUCCUAGGCUCACCUUGCAAUGCAUCGCAUGCAAGCAUGCCAAAAAUCUCUUAUGAAUUACAAAACAAAUAAAAAUGUAAAAUGAAA